This is a messenger RNA of Oncorhynchus gorbuscha (pink salmon), 2980 nucleotides long. RefSeq names its product E3 ubiquitin-protein ligase pellino homolog 1-like. The coding region runs from base 1 to 1272 and encodes 423 amino acids. The transcript is spliced from 8 exons. Lineage: Eukaryota; Metazoa; Chordata; Actinopteri; Salmoniformes; Salmonidae. Gene Ontology annotation, molecular function: protein binding; ubiquitin protein ligase activity. Gene Ontology annotation, biological process: protein K48-linked ubiquitination; regulation of Toll signaling pathway. The record is from RefSeq and is a predicted model, not a curated record.
AUGGAGACGGUCACUGCUGUCAGGUACAAUGGCUCUCUCCCCAACGGUGAUCGAGGCAGGAGGAAAAGCCGUUUCAGUCUGUCUAAGAGACCCAAGGCUAAUGGGGUCAAACCCAGCACAGUGCACGCUGCCUGCACCGCACAGGCAGCUAAGGCUAUCAGCAACAAGGACCAACACAGCAUCUCCUACACGUUAUCCAGAGGUCAGACUGUGGUGGUGGAAUAUACUCAUGAUAACAGCACAGACAUGUUCCAGAUUGGUCGUUCCACAGAGAGCCCUAUAGACUUUGUGGUAACCGACACGGUGGCAGGGAGCCAGAGUAACUCAGACACCCAGUCAGUCCAGAGCACCAUCUCUCGCUUCGCCUGCCGUGUCAUGUGUCAGAGGACGCCCCCCUACACCGCACGCAUCUACGCUGCUGGCUUCGACAGCUCCAAGAACAUCUUCCUAGGGGAGAAGGCGGCUAAAUGGAAGACGUGUGACGGUCAGAUGGACGGUCUGACCACCAACGGCGUGCUGGUGAUGCACCCUCGCCACGGCUUCACGGAGGACUCCAAACCGGGUGUCUGGAGAGAAAUCUCCGUCUGCGGUAACGUCUUCACCCUCCGAGAGACCCGCUCCGCUCAGCAGCGGGGCAAGAUGGUAGAGGCAGAGAGUCAGGAGCUGGUGGAUGGCUCUCUGAUAGACCUGUGUGGAGCCACGCUGCUGUGGCGCACGGCCGAGGGCCUGAGCCGCACCCCCACCAUCAAACACCUGGAGGCGCUACGUCAGGAGAUCAACGCAGCCCGGCCCCAGUGUCCCGUCGGCUUCAACACCCUGGCCUUCCCCUCCAUGAGACGCAAGGACACCCCAGAUGAGAAGCAGCCGUGGGUCUAUCUCCAGUGUGGCCACGUCCAUGGUUACCACAACUGGGGAAGCCACCGGGACAGAGACAGGCUGGACAGAGACAGGCUGGACCGGGACAGGCUGGACCGGGACCAGGAGGAGAGGGAGCAGGGCUGGAGCAGGGAGUGUCCUAUGUGUCGAGCCACUGGGCCGUACGUUCCCCUCUGGUUGGGCUGCGAGGCAAGCUUCUAUCUGGACACGGCUCCGCCCACCCACGCCUUCUCACCGUGUGGUCACGUGUGUUCCGAGAAGACUGCUGUGUUCUGGAGUCAGAUCCCGCUGCCGCACGGAACACACACCUUCCACGCCUCCUGUCCCUUCUGCGCCCAGCAACUGAGUGGCGAGCAGGGAUACGUUAGACUCAUCUUCCAGGGCCCUCUCGACUAGGGGGACUAUUUGUCCUUGGUCGGAACUACUUUCCUUUUGGUCUCAAAGGAACGACGCUUAGAACCUCCAACUGCCUGGGAUUUUGGGGCGGGGGGGGAUUUCUGGAAUGUUCUCUCCGUUUCUGUUUGUCUCUCUGUGCUUUUAAGUGACCUUUUCUACUUUUGAUUUUUAUUGGGAAUGAAAACAAAGAUUUCUAUAUUUUCAUGUGAAACAAGAAGAGAAAGAAACCAACACUACUGGGUGAUAUCAUUUAGUUUUCUGAAAGAACUGUAAACUGUAUUUAUCUAUUAUACUAACAUAUGACCACACAUGGGUUUAUUCUCCUUUACUGUUGCAAUAUCCAUCCGUAUACGUCUUUAAGACUUCAAGUCCUUUAUUUCUGCCCAGACUUCAUAGUAACUCAACCAGAAAAUGAAGAUAAAGCUACAUUAGUUGUCCUCCUUUACUCUUCUUGGUCAAUGUGCUUCACUUCAAUACUCUUUUUAACAUUUUUAUUGUGCUAUUAGACUAUAAUAAUCGAAGCAGAACGGAAGCAAACAGGAAGGGACCUACCUCCAUUUGUCUAAUGAGAAACGUUUGUUUUCCGUUUUGCUACGGUAUGCAGUAAUGAGUACGACCAAGGUGUGUUUUGGGGGUUCAGUUUAGUGUAUAGUGGUAUGCGUCGUCGUCGUCCCCCCCCCCCCCCCCCCCAUCAUCAUGGAUCUAUUGAGUAUCCAUGACAACGUCCUGUCGUAUUGUAACCUCUGUGUUGUCUGUCUGAUGGAGAGUUCUGGCUGUGUGUAAGGGGGGUGAAGUUUCCCCUAAGUACAGAUCUAGGAUCUGCUUCUCCUCCCCCAAUCCUAACCUUAACCAUUAGUGGGGAAAAUGUGAAACUGACUUAAGAUCAGCAUCUAGGGGCAACUCUACCCAACACCGUGUUAUAACUGUUCAUUUUUUCCCACAAGGCAUUGCCAUGACCUUUCACAGUUGAAGCAAUAGAUUUGGAUGCAGACUUCCUACUUUUCGAGCAACCUGGGGUUUGUAGUCCCGUGAGUGAGUAUGACAGACAGCCUUUUCUGACGGUCUUCUCCCUUCAAAGCACAGGAGUAGAAACCAACAAGCCCAAACUGAUGUGAUGUAGUCGUUGGAGAGGUGUGUGAGCAAAUUGUAGUGGUUCCUCAUGCGUGAGCUAGAGCCUCUGUGUAUGUUCUGAUACUCUGCUCUGAUUGGUUCGAUAGAUUGACAGCUAUGUGAUUGCUGUCUGUAGUUGUGAUUGAGUGUUGAACACACACACACUGUUGCCUGUGUAAAGACAGACCGGUCAUGUUGAAUGUCAUUCUCUUCUUGAGUAUCUAGACGUCACGAUCAUUCUGAAUGAAACAGUAUUUAUAUGGACAAAAUACCUCAGUGUAAAGUAGUCCUGAACUUCAACCUUCAGGAUUCAGUGGUGUAGGGGGACGGCAUUACAUAGUAUUUGUCUAUGGAUGGUAUUUGAUCAUGUUUUCACUGUAUGGGUGUGUAUUUAGUGUACAGUAUUUUGUGUGUGUGUUGUAUUGUAUACAGAGGUAUCUCCACUGCUAUCUGAAUCUGACUGAUACUCACCUCAGGGAGAACACACACACCUCUGUCUGCCGUAUAGACACACCACACACACACACCUCUGUCUGCCGUAUAGACACUCCACACACACACACACCUCUGUCUGCCGUAUAGACACUCCACACACACA